Aspergillus ibericus CBS 121593 is the source of this 960-nucleotide messenger RNA. RefSeq names its product SDR family oxidoreductase. The record is from RefSeq and is a predicted model, not a curated record. Bases 107 to 859 code for a protein of 250 amino acids. NCBI's taxonomy places the organism in Eukaryota, Fungi, Ascomycota, Eurotiomycetes, Eurotiales, Aspergillaceae. The transcript has 4 exons.
AAGGGGAAGUGAAAGACGCAUCGAGACAGUGUCUAUAUAUGCAUCUAGCACCCCCGCAACAUGCCGGUCGUUUAACCAACUCCAUCGCAAAAUCCACAGCACCAUCAUGGCCUCCUACCUGGUUACUGGCAGUUCCAGAGGAAUCGGCCAUGAACUCGUGCGCCAACUGGCCGCACAGCCCGCCUCCGAAGUCAGCACCAUCUUUGCAACCUCGCGCUCCGUCAAUGCGCCCCUGCAAGAGCUGGCGGGCCAGCAUCCGGGGCGCUUCAUUCUAGUUCCCAUUGACGUGACCGACCGAGACAGUAUCAAUAAAGCCGUGGAGAGAGUGGAGAGCAUCGUAGGUGACAAGGGACUGGAUGUGCUUAUCAAUAAUGCCGGCGUCGUGGAAUGGGGCUGGCUCAAGGAUAUGUCUGAUCUGAACGACACCUUCAACGUCAAUGUAACCGGGCCCCAUAUCAUGGUCCAGGCCUUCCUGCCACUCUUGCGCAAGGGCUCCAUGAAGAAGAUUGUCAACAUUUCCAGCAGUGUCGGCUCCAUCGCCAAGCAGCCCGUCUACCGCCAGGUGCCCGCCCCUUCCUACAAGAUCACCAAGGCCGCGUUGAACAUGAUGACGGUGCUGUACGCGCAGGAACUGGCCGACGAGGGAUUUACUGUGUUUUGCGUGAGCCCGGGGUGGUUGAGAACGAACGACGCCAACGCACAUGCCGAUUUGUCAGUCGGGACUGGAGUCGAGGGAGUCUUGGGCAUGGUGCGCAACGCGGGCGUCGAGGUCAAUGGCAAGUUCUUGAAUAUUCAUGUCCCGGGCUGGGAGAACAAUCCUGGUUUCAAUCAGUAUGAUGGGAAAGAGCUGCCUUGGUAGGAGAUGGUUGCCGUCGGUGUAUUUAGCAGUGCGAAGCAGGUAGAAUAAGUUCUGUUGAAUGUACAGAUAAAAGUCACUUUCCACAGAAACAUCAGACUGGG